Molecule: messenger RNA, 1086 nt
Organism: Fusarium subglutinans
Lineage: Eukaryota; Fungi; Ascomycota; Sordariomycetes; Hypocreales; Nectriaceae
Product: ADH4-alcohol dehydrogenase IV
Exons: 1
Coding region: 1-1086 (361 amino acids)
Cellular component (GO): mitochondrion
Molecular function (GO): alcohol dehydrogenase (NAD+) activity; metal ion binding; maleylacetate reductase activity
Source: RefSeq, a predicted model, not a curated record
AUGAAGGACUUCGUGUACAAUGUCCAGACCAAUCGAGUUGUCUUUGGUUCAGGCAGUAUCACCAAACUCCCUGCUGAGAUCAAGUGCCUCCAAGUCUCCCGACCACUCCUCCUUUGCACGCCUGGUAAACGUCACCUCGCAGACCAACUGUCCGACAUACUCAAAGAUGCUUCCCUCGAUGUCGCUGGCAUCUUCGCCCACGCCACAGCGCACACUCCAACAUCUGUAACGGAACAAGGAACUUCCUUUCUUGGCUCCGUAUCAGCAGAUUGCGUGGUUUCUAUCGGUGGAGGAUCGGUUGUUGGACUAGGAAAGGCCAUCUCCUUUCGUUCAGGCGUACCUCACAUCAGCAUUCCAACGACCUAUUCGGGCUCUGAAAUGACUCCCAUUCUCGGCGAGACGCAAGAAGGCAUUAAAACUACUCGAUCCGAUCCUAAGAUCCUACCUGCUGUUGUUAUCUACGAUUUAGAUCUUACCUUGACGCUACCUCCCACUAUAUGCAGCACAUCUGGAAUCAACGCAAUCGCCCAUGCUAUCGAGGCACUCUACGCUCAAAAUGCGAACCCUAUUACUUCCAUACUUGCCCUCGAGGGAAUUAAAUCAUUGGCCGAAGCUCUACCUCAAAUUGUGGAAAACCCCGACUCCAAAGCCCCUCGCGACCAGGCUCUAUACGGCGCAUGGCUUUGCGGCACGGUCCUAGGCAACUCGUCAAUGGGACUUCAUCACAAAAUCUGCCAUACGCUGGGUGGAUCGUUUGGACUUCCUCAUGCUGAAACGCACACUGUCAUGCUCCCUCAUUCCUUGUCUUACAAUGCACCGUGUAUCCCUGACCAGAUGGCGAAGCUAGCUGCUGUUCUCCCAGGAAGCGAUGGGGAUGCGGUGAAAGGAUUGGGGCUACUGUUGGGAAAGCUGCCGGUACCACAUGGAUUGAAGGAGCUGGGAAUGAAAGAAAGCGAUAUUGACAGGGCGGCUCAGAUUGCUACAAGUAACCAAUACCCCAAUCCACGACCUUUGGAGUUUAAAUGGAUUCUUGAACUACUGCGGAGGGCGUGGGCUGGGGAGCCGGCUGAAGCAACCUUGCAGUAA